AUGGCCUCCAAGUUUCUCAGAGAAUACAAGCUGGUGGUGGUCGGCGGCGGAGGCGUGGGUAAAUCCUGCCUGACCAUCCAGCUGAUCCAGAGCCACUUCGUCGACGAGUACGACCCGACCAUUGAAGACUCGUACCGCAAGCAGUGCGUCGUUGACGACGAGGUUGCCCUGCUCGAUGUGCUCGAUACCGCCGGCCAGGAGGAGUACUCGGCGAUGCGCGAGCAGUACAUGCGGACCGGCGAGGGUUUCCUGCUCGUCUACUCGAUAACCUCGCGGCAGUCGUUUGAAGAAAUCAUGACCUUCCAGCAGCAGAUCCUGCGCGUCAAGGACAAGGACUACUUCCCCAUCAUCGUGGUGGGCAACAAGUGCGAUUUGGAGGCAGAGAGGCAGGUCUCGACACAAGAGGGUCAAGACUUGGCAAAGCAAUUCGGAUGCAAGUUCGUUGAGACGUCGGCCAAAUCCCGCAUCAACGUCGACAACGCUUUCUACGACCUCGUCAGGGAGAUCAGGAGAUACAACAGGGAAAUGUCGUCGUACGGCUCAGGCGCCCCUGCCGCUGGUGGCAACGGCCCGUCGGGCAAGAUGGAGAUGGACGGCGAUGCGGAGAGCAAAGGCUGCUGCUGCACUGUCAUGUAA
Molecule: messenger RNA, 636 nt
Organism: Lasiodiplodia theobromae
Lineage: Eukaryota; Fungi; Ascomycota; Dothideomycetes; Botryosphaeriales; Botryosphaeriaceae
Product: Ras small monomeric GTPAse
Exons: 4
Coding region: 1-636 (211 amino acids)
Biological process (GO): signal transduction
Cellular component (GO): plasma membrane
Molecular function (GO): GDP binding; GTPase activity; GTP binding
Source: RefSeq, a predicted model, not a curated record